Molecule: messenger RNA, 2143 nt
Organism: Carcharodon carcharias (great white shark)
Lineage: Eukaryota; Metazoa; Chordata; Chondrichthyes; Lamniformes; Lamnidae
Gene: unc93a
Product: unc-93 homolog A
Exons: 8
Coding region: 77-1546 (489 amino acids)
Source: RefSeq, a predicted model, not a curated record
GCUCUUGUCGGUUAGAAGUCGUUAGUUUGUUCCUUAACUUCAAUCGUCAAUUUGCUGAGUGAUUUUAAUCAACACAAUGAUAAAAAUCGACAGAUCCACAAAGAAUAUUUUAAUUGUCAGCUUCGGGUUUUUGUUGCUGUUUACUGCUUUUGGAGGACUUCAAAGUAUCCAGAGCAGCCUGAACAGUGAUCGAGGCCUUGGCCUGGCCUCAUUAAGUGUCAUCUAUGCAGCUCUUAUCCUCUCUUCAAUGUUCCUUCCACCGAUCAUGAUAAAAUAUUUUGGUUGUAAAUGGACCAUUGUUAUCUCCAUGUGCUGCUACGUUACAUUUACAAUUGGCAAUUUUUAUCCAAGCUGGUACACACUUAUUCCCACUGCAAUAAUCCUUGGAACAGGAGGAGCUCCACUUUGGUCCGCUAAAUGCACCUAUCUUACCACAUGUGGUUACCGAUAUGCAAAAAAUCACAAUAAGAUUGGAGAAAAUAUCGUAAACCACUACUUUGGUAUUUUCUUCCUUAUAUUCCAGUCAUCUGCUGUUUGGGGGAAUCUAUUGUCUUCAUUAAUAUUUCAAUACACUUCUGCAAAAGCUAACAUCACUGAUGAGAUUUUAUCAUACUGUGGACCCAACAAUUGCCCACAAUACGAGGUGAAGACCGCUCGCAAUGUAACAUCUACCCAACAUUCUAUGUCCAUAAUCCACACUCUCUCAGGAAUUUAUACUGGUGUUGGUGUAGGUGGAGUACUCCUUGUUGCUUUUUUUCUGGAUCAUCUCGAUGAGCAGGACAGAAAGCAGUUUAAAGGGAAGGAAAUAAACGUAUUGUCUAUCCUCAUGGCUACCCUUACACAUUUAAAGGACAAGCGCCAAUGUCUACUCAUCGUCAUGACAAUGUACAGUGGAUUUGAACAGGGCUUCCUGGCUGGUGAUUAUACAAAGGCAUAUGUCACUUGUACUAUUGGAAUACAAUUUGUUGGUUAUGUCAUGAUUUGCUUUGGUGCUUCAAAUUCCAUUUUCUCUAUGAUUUUUGGAAAGAUGUCAAGAUAUACUGGACGAAUGUCAUUGUUCGCCUUUGGAACCAUUACGCAUCUGGCAACAAUGAUUGCAAUAUUUUUAUGGCAACCACGACCGGAACAGCUGCCAGUGUAUUUUGUGUUUCCUUCUCUUUGGGCAAUGGCUGAUGCUGUUUGGCAGACACAGACCAAUGCCCUUUAUGGAGUUCUAUUUCUGGAGAACAAAGCAGCAGCAUUUGCUAAUUACCGGCUGUGGGAAUCUGUGGGAUUUGUUACAGCAUUUGCCUAUGCAAACUUUUUGUGCAUAAAGAUCAAGUUGAUUAUUUUGAUGGUCAUCCUAUUACUGGGCAUGGUGUUGUAUGGAAUUGUGGAAUACAUUGAAUACAUUCGAGCUAACGGUGAAAGUCCUAAAUCUAUUUCAAACAUAUUACACGAUGAGCACCUAAAAACUAAAAAGCAGGAGGAAGUGGAAGAGGAAGCAAAAGAAGAAACAGAAACCACAGAUGUAAAAUCCAUUGACGAAAAUGAUGCUGAAAAGUAAAAUACAUCUUUGAGACAAUGUUAUAAAAUCUGUAUUUUCAUUGAUUUCUACAGACAUUUCAGCAAAUGUCAGUAAAAAUUAACUAUCCACUUUCAAAUGUAUUACUUUUUAUUAAAAAAUUAUAAUUUUUUAAAAAAUUCUUAAAAUUAAAAUAUGACUUUCUAAAGAUAUUAACUUUAGAAAGACUAGAAUUGUCUUCUGUAAUUUAAUUUAAUUAGAUAAUGUAUUUGAACUGUAACAUUAUAUUGAAGUGUAUGUGCUAUAAAGUCUUUAAGGAUAUAAGUAAAUCCAUGAUUUGGCAGCGAAUACAGAUUUUAGUUCAUAGGAUAUUUAACCUAUUUAAUGAAACUCUUAUCACAAGUAAAUGUGUUGAGGAAAGUUUCCAAACUCUCAAGAAUGAGGGGAUUUUGCAGUAGCUUGUACUGCAACACUCCGUGCAGAGUUUUUAAAUAUCUGCCACUUUUGACCCAUAAACUUGUGUUUGUUGAAUAUCCUAUGAUGUUAAUAUUUUUAUCUUGGAGGUUAGUCAACAAAUUCCUGCUAUCAUGCUCAUGGUGUUUGUAAUGCUUGUAGACUGAAAUAAAUUUCUCCAAUUCA